Molecule: messenger RNA, 1276 nt
Organism: Dipodomys spectabilis (banner-tailed kangaroo rat)
Lineage: Eukaryota; Metazoa; Chordata; Mammalia; Rodentia; Heteromyidae
Gene: Cd79b
Product: CD79b molecule
Exons: 6
Coding region: 126-812 (228 amino acids)
Biological process (GO): B cell receptor signaling pathway; B cell differentiation
Cellular component (GO): B cell receptor complex; membrane; external side of plasma membrane
Molecular function (GO): transmembrane signaling receptor activity
Source: RefSeq, a predicted model, not a curated record
AGAAGCAGGGAGGGACAGGCUACACACCAGGCAGUUAUAUGUUAUUUUCCCCCAAAAAGCUCAGACUGAGGACCUGGUGACAGGCUUGGACGUUGGAGAUAUCAGAGACAGACAGAUUGGCGACCAUGGCAAAGCUGGGUCCAUCUCCCAUGCUCCACUGCUGGCUGAUGGCGGUGCUGCUCUUCUCCGAUGGGCCAGUGCCAACAAUGUCAACAAAGGACCCAGCACAGAAUCCUCCAGGAAGUGCUUGUUCCGGAAUCUGGCAGAAUCCACGGUUUGUGGCCAGGAAACGGGGCUCCAAGGUGAACAUACACUGCUAUGCAGACAGCUCUGGCAUGGUGACGUGGUUCCGGAAGCCGGAGAUGAAUGCGGACCUCCAGAUGGUGCUCCCAGAUCAGAGCCGAAUCUUGCCAUCCCAGAACGGCUCCAUCUACACUCUCACCAUUAAAGAGGUCCAGUUUGAAGACAACGGCAUCUACUUCUGCCAGCUGGAGUGCACAGGGAGGAGCUCUCCAAAUGUCCAGAGCUGUGGCACAGAGCUGCGAGUCAUGGGGUUCAGCACCUUGGCACAGUUGAAGCGGCGCAACACACUGAAGGAUGGAAUCAUCAUGAUCCAGACUCUGCUCAUCAUCCUCUUCAUCAUUGUGCCCAUCUUCCUGUUGCUGGACAAGGAUGACAGCAAGUCUGGGAUGGAGGAAGAUCACACCUAUGAGGGCCUGAAUGUUGACCAAACCGCCACCUAUGAGGACAUAGUGACUCUGCGGACAGGGGAGGUGAAGUGGUCUGUUGGAGAGCAUCCAGGUCAGGAGUGAGGAAUCAGGCCCCACACCCCGCACAGCUCCCGGGCCUCACUGACUGCUUCAGAACUGCCCGGCUCAUGCCCAUCCCCUCCUAUGGAACCUCCAGUUGGCCUCUGAAGCUGACCUGCUGGAGCUGCCUCCCGGCUAAAUUCCUAGUUCCCAGCUCUUGCCAAAGGGCCUGGGGUAGCAGGACAACAGGGAAGUGACCUGGAACAAGAAAUUCUCUGGUGAUAGACUGGACCCAGCCUUCUGGGAGUACGGUGUGGGAUCUAUCCCCAUGUUUGGGACAGGAAAAGCAAGAGAGACUUGUCAGAACCUGCAGAUGAACUCAGAGCUGAUGGGCUACCUACAAUGCUGGGAAGGGCCACAAGCCAAGUGGUUAGUGAGACUUUGCUCCUCAUGUCCAUCCCCUCCCAUCACUGAGGGCACUUAGCCUGGAACCCAUUCUCCCAUGGAAUAAACAUGUCUGACAACUA